Grammomys surdaster is the source of this 1549-nucleotide messenger RNA. RefSeq names its product mitochondrial ribosomal protein L3 (gene Mrpl3). Gene Ontology annotation, molecular function: structural constituent of ribosome. NCBI's taxonomy places the organism in Eukaryota, Metazoa, Chordata, Mammalia, Rodentia, Muridae. Gene Ontology annotation, cellular component: mitochondrial large ribosomal subunit; ribosome. Gene Ontology annotation, biological process: translation. The record is from RefSeq and is a predicted model, not a curated record. Bases 184 to 1230 code for a protein of 348 amino acids. The transcript is spliced from 10 exons.
GAGAAACGGACCGGAAGUGGCUCGGCUGUGCUUUACCUCCGCGGAGGGCAUUGGCGGACAAACGGUGUGACUGGUGUCCCGCAGCUAGUGCGAACUCGUGGUAUUUGUGUUGGGGACUUGCUGAAAGCUCCGCGGCGGCGCGGCGGCGCGGCGGCGUGACCUGAGUCCUACCCGACCACUUCCAUGCGGGGUUGGAGGCUGCUAGCUCAGGCUGGCACCCCGGUGCUGGGCUGUGGCGCCGGAGGCCUAGGUGCUGCCCCAGGCUUAGGGAGUAGAAAGAACAUCUUGUUCUUUGUUAGAAAUCUCCACAGCAAGAGUAGUACUUGGUGGGAUGAACAUCUUUCUGAAGAAAAUGUCUCGUUUAUUAAGCAACUGAUCUCCGAUGAAAAUAAAGCCCAGUUGUCAAGUAAACUGAAUCCCUUGAAAGAUGAACCAUGGCCUUUACAUCCUUGGAAACCAGGUUCUUCCAGAGUUGGCCUUAUCGCCCUGAAGCUGGGCAUGAUGCCUUUAUGGACCAAAGAUGGUCAAAAGCAUGCAGUCACAUUACUUCAGGUACAAGACUGUCAUGUGUUAAAAUAUACUCCCAAGGAAGACCAUGAUGGAAAAAGAGCCGCCCUGACAGUGGGCGGGAAAACGGGGUCACGCCUCUAUAAAUCUGACUCUAUAUUGGAAUUUUACCGAGAUCUUGGAUUGCCACCAAAACAGAAAAUUAAAAUCUUUCAUGUAACAGAUAAUGCUGUAAUUAAGCCAGGGACCCCUCUUUAUGCUGCUCACUUUCGCCCUGGACAGUAUGUGGAUGUCACAGCCAAAACUAUUGGUAAAGGUUUUCAGGGCGUCAUGAAAAGAUGGGGAUUUAAAGGCCAACCUGCUUCUCACGGUCAAACAAAGACCCACAGGAGACCUGGUGCCAUCUCAACUGGGGAUAUUGCCAGAGUCUGGCCUGGAACUAAAAUGCCCGGGCAGAUGGGAAACAAAGACAGGACAGUGUAUGGACUGAAAGUGUGGAGAGUGAACACCAAGCACAACAUAAUCUAUGUCAAUGGCUCUGUGCCUGGACAUAAAAAUUGCUUAGUAAAGAUCAAAGACUCUACGCUGCCUGCAUACAAGGAUUUCUGUAAGAGCCUGCCGUUCCCUACCUACUUUCCUGAUGGAGAUGAAGAAGAACUUCCAGAGGAUCUGUACGAUGAGAACGUGUGGCAGCCCAGCGAACCUUCCAUCACCUUUGCCUGAUGCCCUGGUGCGACAGGACUCUGCUCCGUGCACUUUGAUGAACCAGAUCACUAAUAGAACAGGAAUGGGAAUCGUAUUCCCUGUGCUCAGUCAUGAGAAUGCUCGUUUUUAUCAAAGGACACAAAUGAGUCACUCAGCCCUCACUUCAGUCUGAUUAGCAGGUUAUUGAAUUAAAAACUAACAGCCACAUAGACUGGGUUUGUUAACAUUGACAAGUUGUGAGGAACAAGAUGCCUGCCGUUUGUAGGUGUCAUCUUUAGACACACUUCCCAGGCUUGUUUUUGUUUUUAUAAACUUUUAUUAAAGAUUUAUCUCUCAA